Messenger RNA from Cadophora gregata, 798 nucleotides. RefSeq lists its product as uncharacterized. The transcript has 2 exons. Lineage: Eukaryota; Fungi; Ascomycota; Leotiomycetes; Helotiales; Ploettnerulaceae. The coding region runs from base 1 to 798 and encodes 265 amino acids. The record is from RefSeq and is a predicted model, not a curated record.
AUGGAGUUUCCUCGACCUGAAGUAACAUCCAUCAAAGUCUUGCUGUCCAACGAAGACCCUGCCAUAACCUUCCGGCCAAGUCAGAAUCCAUGCCAAAUAUCGGAAUCUAAAGUCGUUGAACCCAUUCAUACUAUCAGAAGCGUAGACGGUGCAUCGGACACGGAUGGAGAGUCCUCCAUGCCAAAACCAACAAGAUCCAAGACUGAUCCCCUGACUCCGAAACGAAUCGAAUCACCUCACUUUUGGAAGCCUACAAAAGCCAGCAGGGCCAGGAGCCAAGCGACAAGAGCAAAAGCCAGUCGGAAGAAUACAAGUGGCAAUGAGACCGUUGUAACGAAUUUCCAGGAUACCAAGAAGAGUACGGAUGCUGAGGAAGCAGUCACAGUGACUAGCCAGUCAGAGAGCACAUCUAAUGGAGCCAUUCCUUCGGAUAUGACCGAGAUAUUUGUGGUGUUGCAAUAUGAUAGCUUGUUCCCACAUUGCAAAGCCCAGGGUGUUUUUAUGAACAUUGUUGAUGCAAACAACAAGGUCAUCGAGCUUUUCAACGAAGACGAAGCACAAAGGGGUAGUGGAGAGAAUCGAGGCAAAGUCCAACCAUACAUAUCCGAACAUGGUUGUCUGCAAUACUACAGACAUAAGACCAAUCCAAAGGGUAUGGUAUGGGUUACCAGAGCUCCAUUAUACAGGAGCAUGGCUCAUUCGCUUGCUCCCUGGCCAAAUGAGGAGGAGAUGACGGUGUUGUGGAGUACUUCCGGACCUGCUAGGAGGAGAGCUGCGGGAUGGGAUCAGAAGCGUUGA